GUGACAAAACCGAUAAUUAUAACUACCGAAGAAGUUGUAAUUCAGAAAGGAGCUGUGACUAAGAAAAAGUGUAAUAAUAACGAUCGGAUCGAAGCCAUAACUCAGGAAAAAUCACCAUCCGUAAAUCCAAGAUAUACCAUGUCAUAUUCACAAACGUUAGAAGCAACAGCGAGCGGAUAUGAAAUCGAUAUUGAAAUUAACACCCAUUCUGCUGAUAAAGAAAAAACUGCAGUCAGAGAAAUUAUAAAAGGAGGAGGUCCUUCUGGUUCUAAGAUCCUUGAUGAUGGAAUGUAUGUCGACGUUGCUCAAAAACCAACCAGUUUUUCUAUUAACGACGAGUCAGAUGAUACAAGUAUAAGCAACAGAAAAAGAAAACAUGAAUUACAUGAUGAAGUUUAUUACAAGUUAUUACUUGCUAUACUUAAAGUUAGCAAAACAAUUCAAAGCUCUCGUGAUUAUUGGAAAAAAAGUUAUAUUUUAAGGGAUAAAAAUGAAAAAGAAGAAUAUAAAGUUAUAGUGAAUAAAGGAGUCAUUAAA
This is a messenger RNA of Ambispora gerdemannii, 537 nucleotides long. NCBI's taxonomy places the organism in Eukaryota, Fungi, Glomeromycota, Glomeromycetes, Archaeosporales, Ambisporaceae. The record is from the annotation of a GenBank genome assembly.